This is a messenger RNA of Thyridium curvatum, 921 nucleotides long. RefSeq lists its product as uncharacterized. NCBI's taxonomy places the organism in Eukaryota, Fungi, Ascomycota, Sordariomycetes, Thyridiales, Thyridiaceae. Gene Ontology annotation, cellular component: mitochondrion. Bases 1 to 921 code for a protein of 306 amino acids. Gene Ontology annotation, biological process: glycerophospholipid biosynthetic process. The transcript is spliced from 11 exons. The record is from RefSeq and is a predicted model, not a curated record.
AUGCGCUUGAGUCCUUUACGAAACAAUAUCGGUCUCCGUUUGAUGCAUACCCAGCGCCGCAGGCCACCGCUGGCCUUUGCCUUCGACAUUGAUGGCGUGCUGGUUCACGGACCCUCCGUGCUUCCAGAGGCGAAACGUGCGCUUGCAAUACUGAAUGGCGAGAACAAACAAAGAAUCAAAAUCCCAUAUGUUUUGAUGACCAACGGAGGAGGCUCUACGGAAGCAGAUCGGGCUGCAAGGUUGAGCCAAGACCUUGGUCUUCCAGUUCAGUCAAGCCAGGUGAUCCUUUCGCACACUGUAGUACGCUCCUUCGCCCACAAGUAUGCCGAUGACCCUGUUCUUGUUCUGGGUGGCAUCAACGACGCAAUACGCAAGGUAGCGGAAGAUUACGGCUUCAAGAAGGCCUACAGUGCACUCGAUGUUCUUGCGUCUAACCCGAGCGUGUUCCCGCACUACCAUAUGACAUCUGAAGAGAUGCGCGCUGCCAAGCGGUUUGACCUCGCCAAAACAGCGUUUCGAGCUGUAUUUCUCUUCUGCGACUCGCGUAACUGGGGUCUCGAUACGCAGGUCAUGGUCGAUGUGCUCCGGUCGAGAGGUGGAGUCAUCGGCAACCCAUACCGUGCCAAGGGCGACCUUCCGAACGUCGAACUCGUGUUUUGCAACCCGGAUCUGCUCUGGCGGAACGACUUUACGAACCACCGCUUCUCGAUGGGGCUCUUCAAAGAGUCGUUUCAAGCAGUCUACAAACUCCUGACUGGGGAGACAUAUCCGUACAAGCAAUACGGCAAGCCGGCACCGCAGACAUAUUCCUUUGCGAAAGACGUAUUGUCUACCCAGGCUGAUGAAUUAGGAGGACUCGAGGAGCCCUCAAGCUCCGAAAUAAACAUCUACAUGGUUGGAGGCGAGUUAGCUUCAGAUUAA